GCCAGAGCCGGUCAGUACUGACAGAAAAACGCCCCCACUCUAUCACAGUACAAAACCAGACUUUUCAACACUGGAGAGAGCGUGAGCAAGAGCAGAAGAGAAGUGGAAACCAUUAUAGUCACUAUAGUCUAGGCCAUAAAUGUUGUAAGUAUCUUAUUAAAACGUGCUAUGAUUUGUGCAAUGACAUCAUUGUAAAAUAUAUAAUAAUUAAUUUACUAAGAUAUUUCGACCCCCAAUAAUCUGGGGGGGGGCAAUUGACGCAUGCGCAGACAGUGUAUACCAGGUGGUCUUUGAGCGGCCUGGAAUCGAGGCUAGUUUUAAAUUUACUCAUUAAUUUUCUGCUAGUCUUGUGGCUCAUCACAUUUCAUUAAGGCAUGCAUUCCUACUCUCAUAACACUAUACUAAAUAUAUCUUUUGUGAAGAGGUCAGGGCCUUUAUUCAUAGUAAAUUCAUUUGGUUUGCUGUACUCCCGUUUGAGACCUCGUAUUUUGAAUGUCUUUCACACUGGUCCCAAUAAGGGGGUGUGUCAGUCCGGCUGUUCAAAGUAUUGUUAGCAAAGCUUGCAAUGUGACUUAGCUAGAUAGAGCAAGUUCUCAGAUUAACAAAUAAGGAAGAUAUCAUGGACUGACUAAGCACAUGGUCACAAUGACCUAAAUACAUAACACAAGAAAGUUCUAGAAUGUUCCAGACUAGUCUAAACAUAGAUAUAACAUCAUUAUCAACUAAGUGUACCCAAGGGCGUAUACAGAGUAUACGCCCUUGGUGUACCUAUACUAACAGUAUAGCUGUUGCAGGAUCACAGUGCUGUACAUAUAUAUAUUUAUAUAUAUCGUGAUUAUGGCCACAAAAUAUGAUCCUUCCAUUGAAGAACAGGGACUACUUUCACCGAUCGAUUCGUUCCGUGAAGAAGAUCCUGUUCCUGUUUCUGAUGAUGCUCUUAGGGUAGAUACAGAUGAGGAAAAAGACUAUGAUGAAAGAAAAUUUUAUCGAUUUGUUGAUAAUUUCCCAGAAGAACUAAAAGGCAAAUGCGACCCCUCACAAGUGAAGGCAGCAUAUAAAAAUGCCAAACAGCUCAGAAUUCUUGUGACUGGAAAAACUGGAUCUGGAAAAUCUACUCUUAUUAAUGGGAUUCUUGGAGUUGCUGUAGCUAAAGAAGGAGACAGUAUCAGCAAGGCCUGCACAACAAAAGUCACAGAUUAUCAUGUCACUAAGUGGAAGGUUGACAUGAUAAUUUGGGAUAGCCCUGGUCUACAAGAUAGCACCGAUAAUGAGCAGUAUCUGAAACAAAUGAAGAAGAAGUGUCAGGAGAGAGAUUUGACGAUGUACUGUAUCGAUGUGCGUCAGACGAGGUUGAUCAGUGGGAGUAGCAACCCAGACAUUGUUGCAAUGAAGAAACUGACGCAAAAAUUUAGUUCUCAGUUUUGGAACAACACCGUGAUUGUUCUGACAUUUUUCAAUUACAUUGCUAAAGAGGAAAAGAUUAUAGAUCUUCCACCUGCAGAUAAGAAAACAGCAGUCGAGGCUAAACUGCAGGAGUGGAAAAAUCAGAUCGUGCACAUUUUAACUCAUGAUGUAGAGAUUGACCAAGAAGCUGCUGAGAAGGUACUCAUUGUUCCGGCUGGUUACUACCGUAAGCCACAUCUUCUAGUCUGUGACUAUUGGCUAUCGAACCUCUGGUUUCAUUGCUUUGCUGCUAUUUCUACUCAGGAAGGCCGGUUAGCAUUACUCAAAGCGAAUUUCUAUCGCAUGAAAAAGGACACCAGAGUACAAAAAGAGGAUUUUGAAAAAAAUAUAGAGGAUCAGCCGAUUGUGAAGAUAAGUAGUUGGUGGCAAAAGUUGGUGCAAUUACUUUUGGAUAUUUUUAUUUAUAUAAUUUUGUGAUUUCCAAGAAUACUUGUGUAGUACGCAACAUGUUAAGAUUUGCCUUUUGUUGUAUACAUGCACAUUCUUUGCACCAUGGACAUUUUGUUGUUGUUGUUUUUUUUACCAUGAAAACAUUUUUUGCCUGCAUAAAUAAUAUCAGGUAAUGUACUCCUAAUAAUAUCAAUGUACAAUCUGCUGCCUUUAUGGCUAUAUAAGAAGUAGUAUACCCUAAAGAAUAUACUCCAC
Messenger RNA from Halichondria panicea, 2109 nucleotides. RefSeq lists its product as uncharacterized. Lineage: Eukaryota; Metazoa; Porifera; Demospongiae; Suberitida; Halichondriidae. The record is from RefSeq and is a predicted model, not a curated record. Gene Ontology annotation, molecular function: rRNA binding; ribosomal small subunit binding; GTP binding. Bases 838 to 1881 code for a protein of 347 amino acids. Gene Ontology annotation, biological process: ribosomal small subunit assembly. The transcript has a single exon.